CCCGUGCGCCGAGAGGUGGCUUCUCUGAAGGUGAAGCUGCGGCCUAGCCAAGAUGGCGGGCUAUCUGACCCACCAGCAGAAAGUGCUGCGGCUCUACAAGCGCUCGCUGCGGCACCUCGAGUCCUGGUGCAUCUUCCGAUCCCCUCUCGCAUUGGGGUUAAUGGCUCUUUGAGCAGAGCUGGUGGGAGCUGGCUACAGGGACAAGUAUCGGUACUUUGCCUGUCUAUUGAGAGCACGGUUUGAGGAACAUAAGGAUGAAAAAGAUAUGGUGAAAGCAACCAAGUUGCUAAUGGCAGCUGAAGAAGAAUUUUGGGAGAGACAGCAUCCUCAGCCGUACAUCUUUCCUGAUUCUCCAGGAGGCACAUCUUAUGAGAGAUAUGACUGCUACAAGGUAUCUGAAUGGGUCCUAAACUUGUGGCAUCCUUCAGAGAAGGCAAUGUACCCGGAUUACUUUGCUAAGCGAGAACAAUGGAAGAAGCUACGUAUGGAAAGCUGGGAGAAAGAGGUUCAGCAGCUUCAGGAAGAAACCCCAGCUGAUGGCCCCAGGACCGAAGCCCUGCCCCCAGCUCGCAAGGCGGGACAUCUGCCCCCUCUGUGGUGGCAUUAUGUUACUAGACCACGUGCGCGUCCAAUGUAAAAAAAUGCUAUUCUGUGUGUAAGAGAUUAUGACCUACAAAUAAAGCAUGUACUAUUGUGUUAAAUGUGUACAAUAAAGUGAAGUCUGGUGAAUGUGAA
Hemicordylus capensis (graceful crag lizard) is the source of this 735-nucleotide messenger RNA. It is a transcript of the gene NDUFB9, whose product is annotated as NADH:ubiquinone oxidoreductase subunit B9. The coding region runs from base 266 to 637 and encodes 123 amino acids. Gene Ontology annotation, biological process: mitochondrial electron transport, NADH to ubiquinone. The transcript has 5 exons. Lineage: Eukaryota; Metazoa; Chordata; Lepidosauria; Squamata; Cordylidae. The record is from RefSeq and is a predicted model, not a curated record.